UCUUGAUUGCCGACAAACAUUAUGCUUAUCUGAGUCAUACUUUCUACAAUAUGCCUAGCAACAAAAGCAUCAAGAGGUCAUUGGCCCUUAUUGAGAAUGACGAGUCCAAGAUCCUGGGCCUGAGUGUUGGGACACAUCGCAAUGUCCAGCCCGGACAAUACAUCCCGAAAGCAGACGCCCAAUCCGCACCGGAACUCAGUUUCAAACUACCCGACCCAACAAGCACAUACAUCAUCGUUAACCUGGACCUUGAUGGACCAUUCCCUUCGCUCAACGCAUUGAGUCCCAUUAUGCAUUGGAUCCAACCUGGUCUUAAGCCGACUGCAACCGAUACAGACAACUACACUCUCGAAGUGACCGCCCCUUUCGUGGUGAACUAUAUCGGUCCAGGUCCCCCGCCAGGUAGUUCUCCGCACCGAUACGUCUUCUUUCUCUACGAGCAGCCGGCGGGGUUCGAUGGCAGCAGGUACGCGCCGCCGCACGGCAAAGACAUGGGUAUUUGGCCGCGUUUGCGGUAUGACCUGGAUAAGUGGGAGGAGGAGACCAAGCUGGGGCCAGUGGUCGCAGUGAACUACUUCACUAGUAACUAGUUGAGAUCUGAUUUACG
Aspergillus homomorphus CBS 101889 is the source of this 607-nucleotide messenger RNA. RefSeq names its product YbhB/YbcL family Raf kinase inhibitor-like protein. Gene Ontology annotation, biological process: regulation of proteolysis; regulation of Ras protein signal transduction. The transcript is spliced from 2 exons. Gene Ontology annotation, molecular function: phospholipid binding; peptidase inhibitor activity. NCBI's taxonomy places the organism in Eukaryota, Fungi, Ascomycota, Eurotiomycetes, Eurotiales, Aspergillaceae. The coding region runs from base 51 to 590 and encodes 179 amino acids. The record is from RefSeq and is a predicted model, not a curated record.